UUCCAAACGAUACGGGAGACAGAGCGCGCGUUACCGCUCGUCCGCGCUAUGGUGGGGGGACAUCCCUUCAGUUCUCAACCCCGGUCCGUACGUUACGUUUGAUUUUCGGUCGGUGCGUUCAGUGUGUCUAGUGUACGGUCCUACACGCGUGCGCGAGAACUAUUCCGACACGGCGCGCGACACGAAUCCGCGUUAUUCCUUGAUAAUUGUUUAUAAUUGUUUUUAUUUAUUUAUUUAUUCUCGCCAUUUCCGAUCGUGCUCCUUCUGGUGGAGUGAAUUUUCAACCGUUGUUCAUUUCUCCACAAUGAGCCCAAAAUCGUCGAAGAAAAUGUCACUGAUUCCCGGGAAAAUCAAGAUCCUGGACAACUCGCUCCGCGAGUACAACCGAACCGUGUUGCGCAGAAGCCGAAUGCAUUUAUACACCAAAAAGAAUAUUGAUACUGUAGCAUUGAAAGCUGUCAUGAAAAGGCCUAUAGUUAUUUUGCCAAAUUUAACUCAAGAAGAUAUUGAUCAGUAUAAAUUGGAUUUUAAUGAUGAAAAAUUUAGUGUAAAUAAGAAACAUUUGAUUGAGCAAAAUGAUAAAAAUACUAAAACAGCUAAAUUGGAAGAUGAAAAACAACCUGUAGUUUUAAAAUUAGUUCUAUCUAGAGAAGGCGAGACUGACAAAUUUAAAUCAAAAUUUAAGUCUUCUUUAAAUAUUGAAAAUGAUAAUGUCUCUACUAGUAAAAAUGUAAUUAGUACUUCAGAAAGAACCAAUGCGAAGUGUGAUGAUGUUAAUCCCAAAAAUUCUUUGAUUGGCAAGAUUAGAGUUCGGGAUCCAUCUACUAUGAUUGAUGAAGCUUUGAUAGAAAGGUAUAAUUAUUUAUUUUUAGACAAAAAGAUGCCAAAAGUUCAACGUACUGGCACUAAAAGAAUGGUAAUUCCAAAUAAUUAUUCUUCUAAUUCAUAUCCGACAGUAAGGGGAAAUUUAUCACUAAUUGAAAUUGAAGAACUUUAUAAGAAAUAUUUUUCCAAAUUUGUUCAAGAUACAAUUGUUAUUAUAGCAAAUAUUUUAAAUGUAAUAUCAUUGUCCAAUAAACACCACAAAUCAAGAAUGGAUGAAUCAUUUAAAAAGAGAAGUGAAGCUGAAAAACUUAAAGAAAGAUGUGAUGCAAAUAGAAUACAUACACGCCAUAAAAAAAUUCUUGAAUCAAAAUUAAAGGAUCAUUUUAAUGUUGUAAUAACAUCCUUUUCCAUUGAAGAAUUUGAACCUGCUUUUCAAAUGUUUUUCUUAAGUAUUUUAACAGUACUGAGAGUAUUGGAUCAACCGAAAUUCAAAAAAGGUAGCAUUUUCAAAAAUUUAGUACUUUUACUUUGGAAUAGUUUAAAGAGCUCAGACUUUCAACACCCCAGAAUAUUUACUAUGUUCAGGUCUAAGUCCUUCCGCCCAGACUGCAUUGAUUUAAUUAGCUUAAUUGAAGAUACUCGAGAUAGUGAUCCAUCAAUAACCGAUCGAAUGGCAUUAUUUUUUGUUUCUUCAGUAAGCAGUAGAGAUUGUUUUCGAGGAGUUAUUAAUGCUGUUACUGGUGAAUCUUCUGAAGAUCUAGGGAUAUUAAUAGAAAAUGCUGCUGAACAGUUAAGAGCUAGUUCAAAAUUUAAAGAACCCAAACAUUUUCCUUCUUCAUCUUCAAAACUACUUUCUCCAAAGGGAAAGGGAAAUACUAACGUUGAAUCACAAAUAUUAUCCGAGGUCAAUUUUUCUACUGGCAAUAAUCCAAUUCCUCAACAUUGGGUGAUAUCUAAAGGUCCUCAUGGAAUAUAUCAACCUAUAACUCUUGUGAACAAAACUCAAAAAGCUAUUUUUAAAACUUCAGAACCAACCAAUAAACCUCUGAAUGCAUUUUAUGAAACUUUUUCUAAUUCUUUAAUUACAAAACCUUCCGAGUCCAUUGAUCCCAAAGUAACAAUUGCACCAAAAGUAAACAUUGUUACUACAACUUCAUUGAACAAUGGUCCUCCAAGAGGAACAUCUUCAAUUUUAACAUAUAGUAAUCAUGGUAUCAAAGCUCUUUCUGCUACUAUUCCAAGACCUGAAUGCAGUACCAUUUACCUUAGUAGUACAAAAUACCAGGUGCUAAGAGCUGCUGCAAGACCACAUCAAAAUUCAAAUAACAAUAUAAUAUUGAAAUCUCAACAAAAAACUGUAGACGUUGCUUCCAAGUGUUAUGCAGAAAAUUGUGAACUUCCAGCUACAAUCAUGUGUAGUACCUGCAAAUCAGUAAAAUAUUGUUCUCAUGACUGCCAAAGGUUGGAUUGGUACGCAUCACAUAUACACCAGUGUGAACAACUUAGAAAAAUACUUAAUUCACUUAAUCCACAUUAAUUUUAAAUUUAAUAUAUAUAUAUAUAUA
Sipha flava (yellow sugarcane aphid) is the source of this 2390-nucleotide messenger RNA. RefSeq lists its product as uncharacterized. The transcript has 7 exons. NCBI's taxonomy places the organism in Eukaryota, Metazoa, Arthropoda, Insecta, Hemiptera, Aphididae. Bases 305 to 2362 code for a protein of 685 amino acids. The record is from RefSeq and is a predicted model, not a curated record.